GAGAGAGAGAGAGAGCGCGGAUGGCGAGUGCCAGCUCCGGGAUCACGCUCCGGCCGUUUAGCAAUGCCACCCAGCUACAGCUUGCCAAAAGCACUGUGCCUCCAACCUGGAGUGGCUUGCACCUUUACCAGACAACCAUCCUGGGAACAAUCUUAGCGAUAACUGGGACAGAUAUUCAAAAAUCUACUUGUUUGCAUCAGUCGAGCAGCUCUCCCAGAAAACCCAAAAAAUAUACACACGUCCGAUUAUUAUGUCAAGAAAGUCUAACACCUUAUUACAAGAGCAAGCUAUGGUGGUGUGGAAUCUUCCUGAUGGGAUUGGGUGAACUGGGGAACUUUGCUGCCUAUGGUUUUGCACCGGCUACUCUGGUUGCUCCUUUGGGAUGCGUGUCCGUUAUCGCAAGUGCAGCAAUGUCGGUGGUGUUCCUGAAGGAAAAGCUGCGGUCUUCAGAUAUCUUGGGGGGGUCACUGGCUGUUCUGGGAACCUACCUUCUUGUGACCUUUGCCAUUAAUGGACAGCAAGACAUCACAGCCAUUAAGAUCCAUAACUAUAUCGUCAGUUGGGAGUUCUUGGUUUACUUGACAUUGGAGUUUGUAUUGUUCUGUGUUUUGCUGUAUCUCAAUAAGAGAAGAGGCCUGAACCACAUUGUAAUCUUACUGCUGAUGUCCUCAAUACUUGCCUCGCUGACAGUGAUCUCUGUGAAGGCAGUGGCAGGAAUGGUGACCACGUCAAUCGAAGGCCAGCUUCAGCUCCAGUACCCCAUCUUCUACGUGAUGGUUGUCAUUAUGAUCACGUCCUGCAUUUUCCAAGUACAGUUCUUGAACCAAGCCAUGCGCCUAUAUAAUGCAACAGAAGUGGUACCAAUCAAUUUCGUUUUCUUUACAACCAGUGCUAUUAUUGCAGGAGUGAUAUUUUAUCAGGAGUUCUAUGGUGCUGCUUUACUCAAUAUCUUCAUGUUCCUGUUUGGGUGUAUGCUGUCAUUCCUCGGUGUUUUCCUGAUCGCCAAGAACAGGGAGAAGCGGACAGCUGACAUCCGAUAUAUUGAUUUGGGCACCAUUCCAAAGCAGAAAAAGUCAGGAAAAAUCCAGCCGGAACUCAACAAUAUCAGUUCUUACGGAACUGUAUGGGAUGGAGAACAGAACAAUGAUUCUGUGGGUGAAAAUGCAAAGUAACCAGCAAAUGGCAGAUUGAAAUGGAUUUAAUACUUGAACUAAGUAUUAACUCAACCUUAACACCUCAUCACGUUAGAUGUUCUUGGUUUGGAUUCUGGAUUCAUCCUACGUUGUACUGUUGAGGGGCUGUGGUCUAAUCACACUUCAAUGUUUACAGUGGAAAAUGUCACUUCAUCAGUCAUGUGACUUCUAAAAAAGAAAUUUAUAAAGGGGCAUUCUUUUGAUUUUGGACUUUGAAAUCCAUUUGACAAACAAACAUAUUUAUUCCAAGAUUUAAGCAGAAAAGCAGGAUGAUAAUUCUUUCUAUAAUUUAUUUACAGUUUGCAUUGUUGGAGGAUGCUAACAUUGAAGGGUAGAGGGAAAGUUACUAAGUGAGGCAACAGUUCCAGGUUAAUAGAAGGUUGCCUGAAAAAACAAAGAAUUUGUAUAUAUCUAGCAUCUUCAAGAGCUCAGGGUUUCCCUGCAUGCCUUACUGCAGAAGAUACCACUUCUGAACGUGGUAAUGUUGUCGUAUAGAAAUUGCGGAAUAUCUCACAGGGCAUGAACAUUGAUUUCUCUAACUACUGGCAGUUUCUCCCCACAUCUUCCCUCCUCUCCUUUUCCAUUCCCUAUUCUGGUUCCCCUCAUACCCUAUUUCUUAUCCUCAUCUGCCCAUCGUCCUUCUCUGGUUUCUCUCUUCCAUGGUCACUCUCCUCACAGCUUCUUACUUCAACCCUCCUCUUCCCCCUCCCCAUCCUUCAUCCACUUGUACCCUCCCACCUUCUUAUCCUGUCAUCUACCCUCAUUCUUUUCCAGUCCUGAUGAAAGGUCUCGGCCCAAAAUGUCAAUUGUUCAUGGCCCUGCAUGGAUGCUACCUGAUCUGCUGAGUUCCUCCAGCAUUUUGCAUGUGUAGACCUCCUGCUGAUAAUGUUUUAUUGACGUUGGUUGUAGGGGAUUUAUAUUGGCCAGGGGAGUUGAGAUAUCUGACUGUCAGCAAAGUGAUACGAUAGGGUAUUUUACAUUCACUGGUGGAAAAGGACUGGACUUUCAACUAUCAUCUGACCCAUGGCACUUCCAACAGUGCAGUACUCCUUCAGUAAGGCACUGGAGUGUCAGUGUGGACUGAAUACCUGUGUCUCUGGUGUUGAACCCUAUAAACCUUAAGUACUGUAAUUACAAAGUUUAGCCGUUUAUAUUAAUCAGCACAGUAGCAUAUUUAAUUUUAGUUACUUUCCAGUAUUUACUUAAUAUUUGAUAUUUUCAAGUUAAGUUCUUUUAUCAUUAUGACUAAAAUAGUUUCUUGUUUAAAAUGUUCAAUUAACUUGUCAACAAAUGGAAUAAAAUGUUGUUUCCUGUAACGUUUCACAUGAAUGUUCUCUUGUUUGCUCCUGCUUCUCUCCAUAAUGCUGUCAGAGUCAGAGAGACAUACAGCAUGGAAACAGGCCCCUCCCUCAUCUGAAACUGGUCCAUGCUGACCAAGAUGCUCAUUUCAGCUCGUCCCAUUUGCCCACAUUUA
Molecule: messenger RNA, 2667 nt
Organism: Mobula hypostoma (lesser devil ray)
Lineage: Eukaryota; Metazoa; Chordata; Chondrichthyes; Myliobatiformes; Myliobatidae
Product: NIPA-like protein 2
Exons: 12
Coding region: 21-1172 (383 amino acids)
Biological process (GO): magnesium ion transport
Cellular component (GO): membrane
Molecular function (GO): magnesium ion transmembrane transporter activity
Source: RefSeq, a predicted model, not a curated record